AUGGCACGGCCGGUUAAGAGGCAAGCACAAGGAGUACAAGGAGCACAAGAUGAGAUUGAUGAGAAACACCUUUUGGCUUUCAUUGCGAAGGACAAAUAUGGAGAAGAUGCUGAAUGCAAAAAAAGGCUCAAGGAAUAUUGCGAUGAUUUGAAGAAAGUAGAUGCUGAAUUCAAAGUGAAUGAUAAAGUUAAAGAACUUUGUGGUGGUGGUGAUGAUACAAAACGAGACGAAAAAUGCAAAACCCUGAAAGGCGAAGUUAAAAAAGAAUUAGAAGAUUUUGAAAAUAAACUUGAUGCAUCGGUAGAUGACAUACAAGAUGAAUAUUGUGAAAAAUAUGAAGAAAAAUGUAUACUUUUAGAGGAAGCAGACCCAGCUAAUCUUAAGGAUAACUGUAUCGAGUUGAGGGAAGGAUGUUACAAAUUGAAGCGUGAAAAGGUGGCAGAGGAGCUUCUUUUGAGGGCGCUCGGAGGGGAUGCUAAAGAAGCUAAAUGUCAAGAAGAAAUGAAAAAGGUUUGCCCAAUGUUAAGCCGAGAAAGCGACGAAUUGAUGACUUUUUGCCUUGAUCCGAGUGGAACGUGUGGAGAGCUGAAAAAAAAAUUGAAGGAUCUUUGCGAGCCUUUAAAAGAAGAGCUUAAAGAUGGCGAAUUAGAGAAAAAGUGUCAUGAAAGACUUGAGAAAUGUCAUUUUUACGGAGAAGCGUGUGAUGGUGCGAAAUGCAAGGACUUUGAGGAGAAAUGCAAGGGAAAAGGAAUCACAUAUAAAGCGCCGGAAUCUGAUUUUAGUCCUGUCAAGCCGAAGGCGUCGUUGUUAAGAAGUAUUGGGUUGGAUGAUGUGUAUAAAAACGCGGAAAAACAUGGGAUUAUUAUUGGAAAAUCAGGAGUGGAUGUACCAAGGAAGUCAGGUACAAAAUUUCUGCAAGAUCUCUUGCUACUGUUGAGCAGAGAUGAGGAUAAGACGGAUGCAAAAAGUAAAUGCGAUAAAGCGUUAAAAAAAUGUGAAACUUCUAAGUAUUUGGAUACUGAUUUGAAAAAGUUAUGCGGUGAUAAUGAUAAACAAAAUAAAUGCGAAAAAAUGCUAGAUGUAAAAGAAAGAUGUACAAAACUCAAAUUAAAUCUUUAUCUGAAAGGAUUGUCUACAGGAUAUGAAGAUAAAAAAUCAGAUCUUUUAUCGUGGGUAAAGCUUCCAACCUUUUUUAUAAAAGGAGAGUGUGCAGAACUUGAGUCGGAAUGUUUCUAUUUAGAAAAGGCGUGUAAUAAUAAGAUUGAUGAAGCAUGUCAAAAUGCAAGAGCAGCGUGCUAUAAAAAGGGACAAGACAGGAUGUUGAAUAAGUUCUUUCAAAAGGAAUUGAGGGGAAAUCUUGGUCUUGUAAGAUAUCGUAGCGAUCCUGGUGAUUGUAAAAAAUAUGUAGUGGGAAACUGUACAAAACUUGAUAAAAAAUAUCUUCCACGAUGUCUUUAUCCUAAAGAAUUAUGUUAUGCGCUUUCAAAUGAUAUUUUUCUUCAAUCUAAAGAGUUAAGUUCGCUUUUAGAUGAUCAAAGGGAUUUUCCAUUAGAAAAGGAUUGUCUUGAGUUGAAGGAGAAGUGUGAUGAACUUAGUAGUGAUUCAUUAUUGAAUUUAGAAAAGUGUAUAACAUUGAAAAGACGCUGUGAAUAUUUUGACGUUACAGAAAGAUUUAGAAAAGUAUUUUUAGAAAAAAAGGAUGAUUCGUUAAUGAUUCAGGAAAACUGUACAAAGGCAUUGCAUGAGAAAUGUGAAGCGUUAUCUAGGAGGAGAAAGAAUUCAUUUAGUGUUUCAUGUGCUUUACCAGAAGAAACAUGUAGUUAUAUGGUAUUCCACACAAGUCAAGAUUGUAAAUAUUUAAAAGAAAACAUCAAGAAUGGAGGAAUUGUAGGAAAAAUUGAAAAAGCAAAUGGAAAUGAAACAGCACUUGAAGAACUCUGCACAACAUGGGGCCGACAUUGUCAUCAACUUGUGGAGAACUGUCCAGAUCAGUUGAAAAAAGAGAAUGGCAAUGGCAAUAAUCAUAACUGCGAUGUGCUCCAAGAAAAAUGCAAUAAAACCUUUGAAAAGUUGAAAGCGAAGGAUGAGCUGACUCACCUGUUGAAAGGAAGUUUAAAAGGUGAAGAUGAAUGUAAAAAAACAUUAGGAAAGGAUUGCACUAAGUUGCAAAAUAAUGAUACAUUCAAAAUUCUUCUUGGUGAAUGUAAACCUGAUACUACGGAAAAUGUUUGCAAAGAAUUAGUUGGUAAAGCAAAAGAGAGAUGUCUUACUUUAAAAGACGAACUGAAGAAAGCGAAAGAUGAGUUGACAGAGAUGAAGACUGAGUAUGAUAAGCUCAAAAAGGCGGCAGAAGAAUCUACAAAUAAAGCUAAGUUAUUGCUAUCAAAGUCUGGAAAAGCCGCAAUGCCAAGUGGACAGGAUAGCAAUGGCUCUGUACCAGCACCACCAGCAGAGCCAGCACCAGGGACACUACCACCACCACCACCAUCAACUGGUGGAACAUCAGGCACACCAGGCACACCAGGAGCACCAGGUGGAACACCAGGCACACCAGGUAGUGGAACGCCAAACUAUGCAAAACUUGGAUUCGUUAAAAGAGCAUAUGUAGAUGAAGGAGUAUCAGAAGUAGAGGUCAAAGCAUUUGAUGCAACGACAAUAGCAUUGGAGUUGUAUUUGGAAUUGAAAGAGGAAUGCAGCGCUUUACAACUAGAUUGCGGUUUUAAAGAGGAUUGUCCGGAAUCUAAAUCAGCUUGUGAAGAAAUAGAAAAGUUAUGUAAACUGGAAGCAUUAAAAGUUGCGCCUCAUCAUACAGAGACAAUAACAAAUAAGGUGACGGAAACACAGACGGAAACAAAGACCGUUGAGAAGGUCGAUGACAAGACCAAUGUGAAGACCGUUGAGAAGACUAUUACGGUAACCAAACCAGGAAGUGGAGGAAAAGUAACAGAAGAGUGUACAAUGAUACAGACGACAGAUACAUGGGUAACACGUACGUCAUUGCAUACGAGUACGAUAACGAGCACGUCAACGGUGACGUCGACAGUGACGUUGACGUCGAUGAGAAAGUGCAAGCCUACCAAAUGUACUACUGAUUCAAGCAAAGAGACAGAUAAAGGAGAAGGAAAAGAUGAAGAAGAAGUAAAACCAAAUGAUGGGAUGAAAAUAAGAGUUCCUGAUAUGAUUAAAAUAAUGUUGUUGGGAGUGAUUGUUAUGGGGAUGAUGUAA
Pneumocystis carinii B80 is the source of this 3225-nucleotide messenger RNA. RefSeq lists its product as hypothetical. The transcript has a single exon. NCBI's taxonomy places the organism in Eukaryota, Fungi, Ascomycota, Pneumocystomycetes, Pneumocystales, Pneumocystaceae. The record is from RefSeq and is a predicted model, not a curated record. Bases 1 to 3225 code for a protein of 1074 amino acids.